AAAAAAAAAAAAAAAAGUUUGCGUGACGGUGUUGUAUCAUAGAACUCCAUUUCCCACAAUGCAUUGCUUCCUCGGUAAACACACUCCUACACACCGAUCAGUCAGGAAGCCCAGAGCUGCGUCGCCACACGGAUCAGCUGAAAAUGAGCGAGAGCGCAGAGGAGGACGGGGUGCGAGUGGACUCCAUCUAUUCUCAGGUGGUGUUUAUUGAUGUGCCUCGCUCCUAUCCACUCCACUCUGAUGUGACCUGCAGUUACAAGCUGACAGGAGGCCUGAUACCCAACCCUAAAGACUGGAUAGGCAUAUACAAGGUUGGCUGGGAUUCAGCCCAUAAAUAUCAUUGCUAUGAAUGGACAAAGCCUUGUUUGGACUGUAAAGGACUUGAGCCCCCUAAACAGCAAAUUUUCUUUAAGGAAUGCUACCUCCCUAAGGAUGAUGGUGAGUUUUAUCAGUUCUGCUAUGUGGACAGCAAUGGUCAGGUGCGAGGAGCGAGCACACCAUUCUGCUUCCAAAACCCAGCAGAAACAAGCACAGACUGCAGCCUUUUAGUGAUUUCAACACAGGAGCAAGUGGAGCAGAUGGAAAAGGAAAAAGAGGCCUUACUGACUGAGACGGAACAAUUAAAAGAAGGGAAAGCAAUUUUAAAAAAUGAGCUGGAUGAAAGACUGCGAGAGAUUCACCGCCUCAGGAUGUGCAUUGAUAAGCUGAAGUCUAAUCGUACAAGUGAAACAUUCCCACUAAAAGAGCAGCCUGAAAGUCCGGCGCAGGAUACCCUAGAGCAGCCUUUUCUCUCUGACACUGUGGCAGAAACCAAACCAGAGCAAGAGUCACUGACCCCUCACCAUGAGAAGUAUGAGAAAGCAUUGCAGAAGAUUUCCUUUCUGAAGCAAGAGAUUGCCCAGCUCGAACAACAGGUCAAGGAGAAGGAUGCAGAGAUUUCAGAGCUGAGGCCCAGGGCCAAAAAGGCAGAACAGGACUAUAACAGAUUACAAGAUCAGUUCCAACUUCAACAGGUUGAUAUGCAAAGUGUUCAGAAAGACAAAGAAAGGUUCUAUGCUGAAAAAGAGGCACAGAAGCAGGACCUGGAGAGACUGCAGGAAGAGAAUAAGGCCUUACAUGCAGCUUUGUCCAAGCAAGGGCCUCCGGAGGGGGACAAAAGUGACACAAAGAUGCAGAUUCUGACCCUGACCAAUGAGCUUACAGAAGUCCGAGGGGCACUUCGCAAAGAGAUCCUGAACAGCAGCGAGGCUAACAAACGUGCAGAUAAAGCAGAGCUAGAGUUGAAAGAACUUAAGAUGCAGCUUGAGAAAAGAACUGUGACUGAGGAAAGCCAGAUAGAGAUGGAGCUUGCUGAAGCUCGUAGGAGAAUCAGCGAACAGGCAAACAUAGCAGACGUGGCACGCCUAGAAAAAGAAAAGCUGUCUGAGGAAAACAAGAAACUCAAAGGUGAUAUAGAAAGGUUACAGAUGAUGAUAUAUGAGCUCUCCUCAGGAGCACAUGUGAGCAACACUCAGCAGCAACAAAACCCUCUCAGUCCAGUACCUGCAUCUCCUGUCAACACCCAGCAGCAACCACAGUCAGACUCGCAUUACUAUGACGACAUCCGUGGACCUUUUGGAAAUCCUGAUAAUGCAGGAAACAAGGCAAAGGUGUGCCGUCAUUGCCAAGAGAGCUUUCCUGAUAUCACUGAAGAUGAACUGGUGAUACACGAGCAGUCUCACAAGGUGUGCCCUUUCUGCACCCUCAUCUGUGAUGACUGUGGACAGCAGGAGUUUGAAGACCAUGUCUACAGCCAUGAGGAAUAGAUAUACCACCUAUAUUCUCUUAUAUCUGCAUGAAUAACCCAAAGACAUUGCACUAUAAAAGAUUUAGUACUUCUAAACAUUUCUGACUACUUGAAAAUAUUACUGUAAUAUUUAUCUUUUGUCUUUCAAACCUGUACAUGGUAUAAAAUGUAGAAAAUAUACUCUUAGAAAAAAAGGUUUCCUACAAGGUUCUUGGAUAGUUUGGGGCAGGGCUUUUGCUAGUGGGGUGAAAGGGUGGUAAUAGUUCUAGUGGCACACAGACCUAGAGACCUUACUCGAGUUGGCAUGCCAUUAAAAAAUAAACUUUUGUUCCAUAAAAGCUGGCUUGGAUUAUGAGAGCUUUCUAACAAUGAUAUUUCAGUAUAACUCUAUGGCCAAUGUGUCACAGCAUUUAACUCAUUUAACCAAACCAAAAAAUUUACUGAUUUGUGCUGUACAAAAAUAGGCUGUCCGAUCUACAUAUUUAACACAUUGUGACACCCCUCUCAGCCACUCACUUACAUUAAUAUAUAUUACUUUAAUACCUCAAAAACUAAACCAUCACAAACAAUAUUUUUGGUAUAAAUCUGUACAAACAAUUGACAAGUUUUAUUCCAUUUCUGGGAAGCCAGAUUUACAGAGUUUGGGCCCAAAAAUACAAAUUUAAUGUUCACACAACACAAUAUGAAAUUAAACAAGGUUUCAGGCCCAGGACAGUAUUGUUUCAGGGGGGCCCAGUAUUCCUACACCCCUGGUUAAUGGUUCUACCUAAAACCUUAUCUCAUAGGGAAGCACACUUGUAGGGUUCUAAACAGAAACUUUAAAUAUUCUAGAUUAAUCUAGGACCAUUAGGGUUCUACAUUUUACCUGUAACUGUGGAACAUCUGUGAUCAAACCUGUGAUUUUGGAGUUGUCAUAAUAAAUGUCUUUAUCAUG
Messenger RNA from Pangasianodon hypophthalmus (striped catfish), 2720 nucleotides. It is a transcript of the gene calcoco2, whose product is annotated as calcium binding and coiled-coil domain 2. NCBI's taxonomy places the organism in Eukaryota, Metazoa, Chordata, Actinopteri, Siluriformes, Pangasiidae. The transcript is spliced from 14 exons. The coding region runs from base 144 to 1805 and encodes 553 amino acids. The record is from RefSeq and is a predicted model, not a curated record.